Messenger RNA from Symphalangus syndactylus (siamang), 3765 nucleotides. It is a transcript of the gene KDM1A, whose product is annotated as lysine demethylase 1A. Gene Ontology annotation, cellular component: nucleus. The record is from RefSeq and is a predicted model, not a curated record. Lineage: Eukaryota; Metazoa; Chordata; Mammalia; Primates; Hylobatidae. Gene Ontology annotation, molecular function: chromatin binding; flavin adenine dinucleotide binding; transcription factor binding. Gene Ontology annotation, biological process: regulation of DNA-templated transcription; chromatin remodeling.
CGCGCUUAGCGCGUGCGUACGCGACGGCGGUUGGCGGCGCGCGGGCAGCGUGAAGCCAGGCGAGGCGAGGCGAGGCAAGGCGGUUCGGACCCACGGAGCGACAGACCGAGCGGCCCCUACGGCCGUCGGCGGCCCGGCGGCCCGAGAUGUUAUCUGGGAAGAAGGCGGCAGCCGCGGCGGCGGCGGCGGCGGCUGCAGCGGCAGCAGCCGGGACGGAGGCUGGCCCCGGGACAGCAGGCGGCUCCGAGAACGGGUCUGAGGUGGCCGCGCAGCCCGCGGGCCUGUCGGGCCCAGCCGAGGUCGGGCCGGGGGCGGUGGGGGAGCGCACACCCCGCAAGAAAGAGCCUCCGCGGGCCUCGCCCCCCGGGGGCCUGGCGGAACCGCCGGGGUCCGCAGGGCCUCAGGCCGGGCCUACUGUCGUGCCUGGGUCUGCGACCCCCAUGGAAACUGGAAUAGCAGAGACUCCGGAGGGGCGUCGGACCAGCCGGCGCAAGCGGGCGAAGGUAGAGUACAGAGAGAUGGAUGAAAGCUUGGCCAACCUCUCAGAAGAUGAGUAUUAUUCAGAAGAAGAGAGAAAUGCCAAAGCAGAGAAGGAAAAGAAGCUUCCCCCACCACCCCCUCAAGCCCCACCUGAGGAAGAAAAUGAAAGUGAGCCUGAAGAACCAUCGGGUGUGGAGGGCGCAGCUUUCCAGAGCCGACUUCCUCAUGACCGGAUGACUUCUCAAGAAGCAGCCUGUUUUCCAGAUAUUAUCAGUGGACCACAACAGACCCAGAAGGUUUUUCUGUUCAUUAGAAACCGCACACUGCAGUUGUGGUUGGAUAAUCCAAAGAUUCAGCUGACAUUUGAGGCUACUCUCCAACAAUUAGAAGCACCUUAUAACAGUGAUACUGUGCUUGUCCACCGAGUUCACAGUUAUUUAGAGCGUCAUGGUCUUAUCAACUUCGGCAUCUAUAAGAGGAUAAAACCCCUACCAACUAAAAAGACAGGAAAGGUAAUUAUUAUAGGCUCUGGGGUCUCAGGCUUGGCAGCAGCUCGACAGUUACAAAGUUUUGGAAUGGAUGUCACACUUUUGGAAGCCAGGGAUCGUGUGGGUGGACGAGUUGCCACAUUUCGCAAAGGAAACUAUGUAGCUGAUCUUGGAGCCAUGGUGGUAACAGGUCUUGGAGGGAAUCCUAUGGCUGUGGUCAGCAAACAAGUAAAUAUGGAACUGGCCAAGAUCAAGCAAAAAUGCCCACUUUAUGAAGCCAACGGACAAGCUGUUCCUAAGGAGAAAGAUGAAAUGGUAGAGCAAGAGUUUAACCGGUUGCUAGAAGCUACAUCUUACCUUAGUCAUCAACUAGACUUCAAUGUCCUCAAUAAUAAGCCUGUGUCCCUUGGCCAGGCAUUGGAAGUUGUCAUUCAGUUACAAGAGAAGCAUGUCAAAGAUGAGCAGAUUGAACAUUGGAAGAAGAUAGUGAAAACUCAGGAAGAAUUGAAAGAACUUCUUAAUAAGAUGGUAAGUUUGAAAGAGAAAAUUAAAGAACUCCAUCAGCAAUACAAAGAAGCAUCUGAAGUAAAGCCACCCAGAGAUAUUACUGCCGAGUUCUUAGUGAAAAGCAAACACAGGGAUCUGACCGCCCUAUGCAAGGAAUACGAUGAAUUAGCUGAAACACAAGGAAAGCUAGAAGAAAAACUUCAAGAAUUGGAAGCAAAUCCCCCAAGUGAUGUAUAUCUCUCAUCAAGAGACAGACAAAUACUUGAUUGGCAUUUUGCAAAUCUCGAAUUUGCUAAUGCCACACCUCUCUCAACUCUCUCCCUUAAGCACUGGGAUCAGGAUGAUGACUUUGAGUUCACUGGCAGCCACCUGACAGUAAGGAAUGGCUACUCAUGUGUGCCUGUGGCUUUAGCAGAAGGCCUAGACAUUAAACUGAAUACAGCAGUGCGACAGGUUCGCUACACGGCUUCAGGAUGUGAAGUGAUAGCUGUGAACACCCGCUCCACGAGUCAAACCUUUAUUUAUAAAUGCGAUGCAGUUCUCUGUACCCUUCCCCUGGGUGUGCUGAAGCAGCAGCCACCAGCUGUUCAGUUUGUGCCACCUCUCCCUGAGUGGAAAACAUCUGCAGUCCAAAGGAUGGGAUUUGGCAACCUUAACAAGGUGGUGUUGUGUUUUGACCGAGUGUUCUGGGAUCCAAGUGUCAAUUUGUUCGGGCAUGUUGGCAGUACGACUGCCAGCAGGGGUGAGCUCUUCCUCUUCUGGAACCUCUAUAAAGCUCCAAUACUGUUGGCACUAGUGGCAGGAGAAGCUGCUGGUAUCAUGGAAAACAUAAGUGACGAUGUGAUUGUUGGCCGAUGCCUGGCCAUUCUCAAAGGGAUUUUUGGUAGCAGUGCAGUACCUCAGCCCAAGGAAACUGUGGUGUCUCGUUGGCGUGCUGAUCCCUGGGCCCGGGGCUCUUAUUCCUAUGUUGCUGCAGGAUCAUCUGGAAAUGACUAUGAUUUAAUGGCUCAGCCAAUCACUCCUGGCCCCUCGAUUCCAGGUGCCCCACAGAUUUUAGUCAUUCUAUCUUCGGACCCUUUCAGAUAACCAAGAGCAGAGUUAAAAAGGAUGGGCAGCAUUUCUGAUUUCUCAUAAUUUGGUUUUGUAAAUCUAGGCAGUCUACAUUCAGAAUGGAGGAGUCCAGAGUAUAAGUCAAAUAACAUUUUUCCUUAUUCAGGUUUUCUCCCUAAAAAACAAAACCAUUUUUAAUUGCGCUUCCAUUUUGUAAUGGCUCAUAGGAUCGCUGUAAGGUCUCAAUUACUAGGGGCUUCCAGGGCAUUUCUGAGAAAUAACCCUGGGUCCUCAUCUAGACCCUUAUGCCAGACCCCACUCCAAAGAGCGGUAAGAAUUCCUCAAUGUCAUAGCCCAGACCUGCUCUGAGCUGCGAGGCUGAAGUGUCCCUGAUCACCAAAUAUCCUGUGCUUCCGGGUAGCGAGGCUCCCUCCCAGAAGGUAGUUAUACACGAGGGAAGGACGCUCUAGAAUUGGGUAUCUAAACUGAUGAGAACACAUGUUAAGCAUCACUUUAGGACUGAGGCUAGGUAGAGUUUUAUUGUCUCAUUUCUACUUGUCAAUUCUGGGAAAGUGCCUACUGAUAAGGGAGACUCUUCCCUUAUCAGAUAGAAUGAAUAGUAAUUGGGGGGUCAGCCUUUAAAAGGUCAACAGGAAUUUAGCAAUUUAAGUACAAGAAUAAAGGUGUAUGUGCAGCCUGCCAAUUUUCUCUUUUUUUCCCCUAAAAUAGCCGAUUCCACGACUCUUCUUUGCGGGAGAACAUACGAUCCGUAACUACCCAGCCACAGUGCAUGGUGCUCUCCUGAGUGGGCUGCGAGAAGCAGGAAGAAUUGCAGACCAGUUUUUGGGGGCCAUGUAUACGCUGCCUCGCCAGGCCACGCCAGGUGUUCCUGCACAGCAGUCCCCAAGCAUGUGAGACAGAUACAUUCUAAGGGAAGAGGCCCAUGUGCCUGUUUCUGCCGUGUAAGGAAGGCUCUUCUAGCAAUACUAGAUCCCACUGAGAAAAUCCGCCCUGGCAUCUGGGCUCCUGAUCGGCUGAUGGAGCUCCUGAUUUGACAAAGGAGCCUGCCUCCUUUGAAUGACCUAGAGCACAGGGAGGAACUUGUCCAUUAGUUUGGAAUUAUGUUCUUCAUAAAGACUGAGGCAAGUGAAUGCUGUGAAGUAACAUCUUAGUCCCUUGGUGUGUGGUUUUUUGUUUGUUUUUUUUUUAUAUUUUGAGAAUAAAACUUCAUAUAAAAUUG